Molecule: messenger RNA, 2097 nt
Organism: Paralichthys olivaceus (Japanese flounder)
Lineage: Eukaryota; Metazoa; Chordata; Actinopteri; Pleuronectiformes; Paralichthyidae
Gene: vgll2b
Product: vestigial-like family member 2b
Biological process (GO): regulation of transcription by RNA polymerase II
Cellular component (GO): nucleus
Source: RefSeq, a predicted model, not a curated record
GUACCCAGCCUAUGGACAUUACGCACCGUACGCAUCGACUGCUCCUGCUUUUUUCAACAGCUUUCAGGCUCCCACAGGUCUGAACAGCACUCCUUCUCACUGCCGGGACUUUAUGGACACUCCCAGGGGUCCCGAGGGGAUGUCUGGGGGCCCAGGCAAUGGAGGAUCAGCUUCCUCCUCAUCUUCGUCCAGCUCUGCUUCAUCCUACACGCCUGCGGCUUCAAGGCCAGAGGAGGGGAGCAAGGAGAAGCAGGAGGGCUCCGAGGCAGAGUACCUGACUUCCCGCUGCGUCCUCUUCACCUAUUACCAGGGGGACAUCAGCACCGUGGUGGACGAACACUUCUCCAGGGCCCUGAGCUCCUACAUGGAUGGCGAGGGCAAGCGGAGGGUGCCAGACCAACAGGGCACAGGGCUGUGUGACAGUAUGAUCCAAUGGGGAAGAUAUCUGGGCCAGAGGGUGUUGCAGUCAUAUACCCCUUCACCCAGCAGCCGACGAAGCUUCCCCCCAUCCUUCUGGGACAGUAACUACUCAUCGCCACAGAGCCGCUCCCACUGUGAGACGGGAGUGCCCUCCUAUUCCAUGGACCCAUAUGCAUCAGGGCUCCACCCGGGCCUGCCUCAUCCGCACGCUCAUCCUCACCCGCACGCUCACCCUCACCCUCACCCUCACUCCCAUCCUCACCCUCCAGAGAGCUGGGGAUACCCCCAAGCGCAGGCCUACGGGCCACCAAGGCCUCUCCACGAACUUUAUGCACCUGCGGCUUUGGAGCCUCACUACGGGCCCCUACUGAUGCCCACCGUGAGGCCACCUCACCUCCCGGCCUUGCCGAGCCACUAUGAAGUGAGCAAGCUGGAACCCGCCGCCUCCUGGCCAAGCCUGCUUCCCCCGGGAGACGUCAGCCAGACGCUGGCACUCAACAUGGACGCAGGCCUCCAGCAGCACAAGAAAGGCAAGGAGCUGUACUGGUUCUAACGAGCCCUUCAGUCACAUUGACCAGCCAUUACCAGAUCCAAUUAGUCCCUGGACCUGCUCCGCUAUUGAAGCAGCGUGUCCCUUUAUCCCCACCGAACACACACACACACACACACACACACACACACACACACACACACUGCUUCCCCGUCCAUCCACCCCCUUCUCUCUGCUCCUGGCCUCCCCUGCCAGUACACAGCCUUGCUCCAGGUUGACGUGUGUGCACCAUGGAGAUAAAGCAGAGAGAGAGAGAGAGAGAGAGAGAGAGAGAGAGAGAGAGAGGGAGAGUGUCACCAUCCACAAUCUGUCCCGUUGCUUCCUCUUGAUCGUCUCUCUACAGCUUCGCUCUCUCCUGCCGCUGCCGGUGUGGCACAGACCUUGGCGAGGUGCGAUCCACGGUGACCUGUUUGGACUGAGAAAGACAGGAUCACAACAGACUUUUAACAGAGGACAGAGAGAAAUGGGGAUGAAUGAAGGGACUAGGGGAUAAAUAGCAGGGAGCAGGGAUUCCCUCCAACGUCCCUGGUUAUCUCUGCCUCAUGCUCUUUUGUUGGUACAGUGGUCGUCAUCAUCCACUUAUCUGCAUUUGACAAAUGCAACAUGCAGUGAUAAACAGGGGAGGCAAUUAUGGCGGUUUGCGCUUUGUGACUGUCAUCAUAAUGCCUAUUUUUGGGGGGGUUGUUAUUAUAUAUUUUUGCUGUCUGAAAUAAAGUGUUUCUAUUUAUUGGUGUUUAUGUGCAUUUCUAAAAUGUUUGUUUCGGCCAGUGUUCUGAAAUGAUUGUGGUUCAGUUUAUUAUGUUUUCUAAAGACAGAGGUGAGGAGCAUCCUGUGUCGUCGAUGGAGUUUCUCAUUUAUCUAUGAAGGAAUCUUUAUUGUAAAAUAAAGAUUUCUUUAAUUCUCAAAAACAUAUCAGAAAUUUGGUUCAGUUAAACGAGGAGUUGUUUGCACUGGACACCUCACAGAUUGUGCUCUUUCAAUUUGAUGAUGUUGUUCCAUUUUAGUUCUUGAUCUCUCUGUCAUUCUUAGAUGUUUUGAAUGUGGAAUAUUGAAACAUUUCUGGGAUGUUUUUUUUGUGUGUCAUUUCUCAUUUUUUUGUGUCAAAGAGAAUUGUGAUGUCAAUAAAU